AUGGAUCCCUGGGAGCUGUGCGUCCUGCCCUGGGGCGAGAGGGACGCUGUCGCUGUGGAGCGCAGCCACGAGGGCCCAGGGCGUUUUGCUCCUUGGGGCGUUUUCCUCCACCCUCAAACGCCGGUGCUGGGCGCCUGUCAGAACGCCGCACUGCUGAGCUGUGCAGGGGAAGAGAACUGGGUGGACAGCCGGACCGUCUACGUGGGACACAAGGAGCCCCCACCUGGCGCCGAGGCCUACAUCCCGCAGAGGUACCCGGACAACAGAAUCGUCUCCUCCAAGUACACAUUUUGGAACUUCAUACCCAAGAAUUUGUUUGAGCAGUUCAGAAGAAUAGCCAACUUUUAUUUCCUGAUCAUCUUCCUGGUCCAGCUGAUCAUUGACACGCCCACGAGCCCCGUGACCAGCGGGCUCCCACUGUUCUUCGUCAUCACCGUCACCGCCAUCAAGCAGGGUUAUGAAGACUGGCUUCGCCACAAAGCCGACAAUGCCAUGAACCAGUGCCCCGUCCACUUCAUCCAGCACGGCAAGCUUGUGCGGAAGCAGAGUCGGAAGCUGCGGGUCGGGGACAUCGUCAUGGUCAAGGAGGACGAGACCUUCCCCUGCGACCUGAUCUUCCUUUCCAGCAACCGGAGCGACGGGACGUGCCAUGUGACCACAGCCAGCUUGGACGGAGAGUCAAGCCACAAGACGCACUACGCCGUCCAGGACACCAAGGGCUUCCACACGGCAGAGGACAUCGACGGGCUGCAUGCCACCAUCGAGUGCGAGCAGCCCCAGCCUGACCUCUACAAGUUCGUGGGCCGCAUCAAUGUCUACAAUGACCUGAGUGAGCCCGUGGUGAGGCCUUUGGGAUCGGAGAGCCUGCUUCUCCGAGGAGCCACGCUGAAGAACACCGAGAUGAUCUUCGGUGUUGCCAUCUACACGGGCAUGGAAACCAAGAUGGCGCUGAACUACCAGUCCAAGUCCCAGAAGCGGUCCGCCGUGGAAAAGUCCAUGAACGUGUUCCUCAUCGUGUAUCUCUGCAUCCUCGUCAGCAAGGCUCUGAUCAACACGGUCCUCAAGUACGUGUGGCAGAGCGAGCCCUUCCGCGACGAGCCGUGGUACAACCGGAAGACCGAGUCGGAGAGGCAGAGGAACCUGUUCCUCAGGGCGUUCACCGACUUCCUGGCCUUCAUGGUGCUGUUCAACUACAUCAUCCCCGUGUCCAUGUACGUCACGGUCGAGAUGCAGAAGUUUCUGGGCUCGUACUUCAUCACCUGGGACCAGGACAUGCUCGACGAGGAGACGGGCGAGGGGCCUCUGGUCAACACGUCGGACCUCAACGAGGAGCUGGGGCAGGUAGAGUACAUCUUCACCGACAAGACGGGCACGCUUACCGAGAACAACAUGGAGUUCAAGGAAUGCUGCAUCGAGGGCCACGUCUACGUGCCCCACGCCGUCUGCAACGGGCAGGUGCUCCCCGACGCCUCGGGCAUCGACAUGAUCGACUCGUCGCCCGGCACCAGCGGGCGGGAGCGCGAGGAGCUGUUCUUCCGGGCCCUCUGUCUCUGCCACACCGUCCAGGUGAAGGACAGUGACGACUGCGUGGACGGCCCCAGGAAGUCGCCGGACUCGGGGAAGGCCUGCGUGUACAUCUCGUCCUCGCCCGACGAGGUGGCGCUGGUGGAGGGCGUCCAGAGGCUCGGUUUUACGUACCUGAGGCUGAAAGACAACUUCAUGGAGAUUCUGAACAGGGACAAUGACGUUGAAAGGUUUGAAUUGCUGGAAAUCCUGAGUUUUGACUCUGUAAGAAGGAGAAUGAGUGUCAUUGUAAAAGCUGCUACAGGAGAAAUUUACCUGUUUUGCAAAGGAGCAGAUUCUUCGAUAUUCCCCAGAGUCAUAGAAGGCAAAGUCGAUCAGAUCCGGUCCAGGGUGGAGCGCAAUGCCGUGGAGGGGCUCCGGACGCUGUGCGUGGCCUACAAGCGGCUGGGCCAGGAGGAGUAUGACAGCGUCUGCAGCCUGCUGCAGGCCGCCAAGGUAGCCCUGCAAGACCGAGAGAAGAAGCUGGCGGAGGCCUACGAGCACGUCGAGAGGGACCUUGUCCUGCUGGGAGCCACGGCUGUGGAGGACCGGCUCCAGGAGAAGGCGGCAGAUACCAUCGAGGCCCUGCAGAAGGCCGGGAUCAAGGUCUGGGUUCUCACCGGGGACAAGAUGGAGACGGCCGCAGCCACCUGCUACGCCUGCAGGCUCUUCCGGAGGGGCACGCAGCUGCUGGAACUGACCACCAAGAAGCUGGAGGAGCAGAGUCUGCACGACGUGCUGUUCGAACUGAGCAAGACCGUGCUGCACCACAGCGGCAGCCUCCCGCGGGACGGCCUCUCAGGGCUCUCGGCGGACACACAGGACUACGGCCUGAUCAUCGACGGGGCGGCGCUGUCUCUCAUCAUGAAGCCGCGGGAGGACGGCAGCUCCGGCAACUACCGCGAGCUCUUCCUGGAGGUCUGCCGCAACUGCAGCGCCGUGCUGUGCUGCCGCAUGGCGCCGCUGCAGAAGGCGCAGAUUGUGAAGUUGAUCAAGUUUUCAAAAGAGCACCCCAUCACGCUGGCGAUUGGUGACGGCGCCAACGACGUCAGCAUGAUCCUGGAAGCCCACGUGGGCAUAGGAGUCAUUGGGAAGGAAGGCCGGCAGGCAGCCAGGAACAGCGACUAUGCCAUCCCCAAGUUCAAGCACCUGAAGAAGAUGCUGCUGGUGCACGGGCACUUCUACUAUGUCCGGAUCUCAGAGCUCGUGCAGUACUUCUUCUACAAGAACGUCUGCUUUAUCUUCCCGCAGUUCUUGUACCAGUUCUUCUGCGGGUUCUCACAGCAGACGCUGUACGACACCGCCUACUUGACCCUCUACAACAUCAGCUUCACGUCCCUGCCCAUCCUGCUGUACAGCCUCAUGGAGCAGCAUGUGAGCGUGGACGCGCUCAAGCGGGACCCCACCCUGUACAGGGACAUCGCCAAGAACGCGCUGCUGCGCUGGCGGGUGUUCAUAUACUGGACGUUCUUGGGAGUGUUCGAUGCGCUGGUUUUCUUCUUCGGUGCUUAUUUCAUGUUUGAAAACACGACCGUGACCAGCAACGGACAGAUCAUGACCACCAACACCCACAUGGUAUUUGGGAACUGGACGUUCGGGACGCUGGUGUUCACUGUGAUGGUGUUUACGGUCACCCUCAAGCUGGCGUUGGACACGCACUACUGGACGUGGAUCAACCACUUUGUCAUCUGGGGGUCGCUGCUGUUUUACGUGGCCUUCUCCCUGCUCUGGGGCGGAAUCAUCUGGCGCCCCCUGGUGGCCAUGGGCGUGUCCCACGGUCCCCGGCCUGGAGACAGGGUGUUCCGGGGUCACGCAGCCGUGGCCACAUCUCGGCCGUUCCUCAACUACCAGAGGAUGUACUACGUGUUCAUCCAGAUGCUGUCCAGCGGGCCGGCCUGGCUGGCCAUCGUGCUGCUGGUGACCGUGAGCCUCCUCCCCGACGUGCUCAAGAAGGUGCUGUGCCGGCAGCUGUGGCCCACAGCCACCGAGCGGGUCCAGAGAGCCAGCCCGGCGCAUCUGGCCAACCCUCCAGAACGCCUUCCUGGGAGCGCUCUGGAGAUGCCCAUGCCCGCUCCACGCUGGCCACUGCACCGAUCCCGGCGUGCCAGGAGCCUGGCAGCCCUCGCCAGCCCAUGCCAGCCCCAGAGCCACUUCCAGCAGUCUGAGUUUCUGACGAAACAAGUGUCCGUGGGAGGCGUCCAGUCCCGGGCUGAGGACUCAGACCGCCCCCCUGCGUGCUGCCAGACAGGCCCGUCGGAGUGCCAGGCACAAGGCACCGGCCGGGGCCGCGCCGAGCGGAGACGGGCCACUGCUGAGGGACCCCUUGCCGCGGCCGAGGCACCGGACCGCCCCACCCCGCACAUCCGAGGAAGCCCGGCCAUCUCCAGCAGCCCGGCCUAUGUCACCAGUGACCGGGAAGAGGCAAGAGGGCUGCGGGGAUGGG
Carlito syrichta (Philippine tarsier) is the source of this 4006-nucleotide messenger RNA. RefSeq names its product ATPase phospholipid transporting 11A (gene ATP11A). The annotation marks the transcript as partial. The transcript has 35 exons. NCBI's taxonomy places the organism in Eukaryota, Metazoa, Chordata, Mammalia, Primates, Tarsiidae. Gene Ontology annotation, molecular function: ATP binding; ATP hydrolysis activity; magnesium ion binding. Gene Ontology annotation, cellular component: trans-Golgi network; plasma membrane; recycling endosome. Gene Ontology annotation, biological process: phospholipid translocation. The record is from RefSeq and is a predicted model, not a curated record.